Molecule: messenger RNA, 3285 nt
Organism: Agrilus planipennis (emerald ash borer)
Lineage: Eukaryota; Metazoa; Arthropoda; Insecta; Coleoptera; Buprestidae
Gene: Mkp3
Product: dual specificity protein phosphatase Mpk3
Exons: 6
Coding region: 233-1489 (418 amino acids)
Biological process (GO): negative regulation of MAPK cascade; protein dephosphorylation
Cellular component (GO): cytoplasm; cytosol
Molecular function (GO): MAP kinase tyrosine/serine/threonine phosphatase activity; protein tyrosine/threonine phosphatase activity
Source: RefSeq, a predicted model, not a curated record
CAAUGCCGAAUCGAAAUCAUUCAGAGCGAGUGUGGUCAGCGAUCUGCGUGCGACGUCGUGUCGACUUGGUUGGUGAGGUGUGAAAGAUGCAAAUGCACCUGUGAUAUUGUUUUGUUUUUGACUGAACGCGACCGACAUGUGUGGUGGUUGUCGUUUGUUUUGUGAUGCAAAAGCUGUCAGUGUUGUUUAUUAGUCCGUUCGUCGUACGUAAACAUUGACUUAAUUUAUUAAAAUGCCCACGACCGCCGACUGCGAUUACGAGUGCGUUUCGAAGGAAUGGUUGUUAGCCGAACUGAGGAAAGACCCCAAGAAUCUUGUGAUUCUCGAUUGUCGUAGUUCGAACGAGUACGGUGAAUCCCAUAUCAGGGAAGCCGUGAAUUUUUCGAUACCGUCGAUCAUGUUGAGGAGACUGGCAAUAGGCAAGAUAGACCUGGCGUCCACCAUAAAAUGUCGCGAAUUGAAGAACAGAAUAUGCAACACGUACAAACAGAACAUUUAUGUACUGUACAACGACGUGUUAGGGGUUCAACACCAACAGCACCCGAACGACUCGACUCUGAGCGUUUUGCUCCGGAGGCUAACACAAGAUGGUUGCCAUGUUGUUUGUCUGGAAGGUAAAGAUACGAAAGACGAAGGCGAAACAAACGAACGCGCUUUGUGUACGCACAACGAAGCGGAUAAUAGCAAUAACUGGAGAGUGAACGGGAUGAAGAUAUUCCUCAUAGAUUUUUUGUUAACAGGUUUAGAAGACGACAAGGAAUUCCCCGUCGAAAUUUUACCGUACUUGUUCUUGGGGAACGCGGCGAAUAGUGAAGACAGCCAGGCUCUCGCCAAACAUAGUAUACAGUACGUUUUAAAUGUGACGCCGGACCUGCCCAAUGUGUUCGAAGAUUUGGGGCACAUAAAGUACAUGCAGAUUCCAAUAACGGACCAUUGGUCCCAAAAUUUGGCUAGUCACUUUCCCAGGGCCAUAGAAUUUAUAGAUGAGGCGAGGUCUAGGAAGAAGGGUGUCCUCGUGCAUUGUUUGGCAGGAAUUUCGAGGAGCGUGACUAUAACGGUGGCGUAUCUCAUGUACAAGCUGUCCCUGAGCCUGGAAGAUGCCUUCAACAUGGUACGAGACAGGAAAGCGAAUAUAGCUCCCAAUUUCCAUUUCAUGGAGCAACUUUACAACUUCGAAAGACAAUUGAAGUUGGACGUGUCUUCCCAAAGUCCCAGCGAUCUCGCUUAUCAACUGCGACAGGAACAGAGGGACAGGGACGAGAAAAAAAUCGAUAAUCAGAACCCAUCCCGUGCUUGUCCCAAUUGCGACGGACUCGGGAACAACUGUAAGUGCAGGCAACAUACGGAAUUCUUGAGUCCUUUCGCUAAUAUAGGCGUCAGUCCAGAUUCCGGGAUCGAAUUCGAUCGAUGGGCUUCGAGUAGCACCCCAGUACCUACAUUACCUACACGUGAUUAUCAGGUGUUCGAAUAUUUUUCUUCGCAUACCUAAUGUUCGUAAUUAAAGAAAAGAGAGUGUCGUAGAAUCCAGAUACUCGAAUGUUUUUUCUUCUGUUCAACUGUUUUUCGUAACUGUUCUGCUUCCACUCACUGAAUAAUACCUACUGCUAUUAUUAAUUCUUUAUUUACACAAAACUUUUGCACAUUUACCUACAUAUAUAUGUAUAUGAUGUGAAAAUACGUUCGUUCGUGUUCGUUAAUUUUGCUAUUAACUAUUAAAUAAAUAAUUAUUGUUGUAUUUAGUACCUACCCACUGUUUUUAUAAAGACUUAUAGACUAUAGUUGAUAAUUUUUAAUUAAUUAAAAGUGUUUAUCUAUUAUAUAAACGAACGAUUACGUGUAAUAAGAAGUGCAUUUUUUUUUGUUAUAUUUAAUUAUUAGUUAUUAUAGAUAGUAUAGUCGAAACAAACAAAAAACAAAACACUUCCAACUCAUUUAAUUUAAUUGUGCCAGUAUUAUUUGUAUACAAAAUUACAAAAGAAGAAUAACGAGAAAAAAAGAAAUCCUUGGAAAUAUAAUUUCCUUUGUUUCGUUUUACUAUUGUCAGAGACGUGGUAACAAAAUGUACCUACAUUUCUCUAUUGGAAUUUGUGCCUUUAAAAUUGUUAUAUUCAAAAAAAAAAAAAGAGAAAGAAACUUACUAUGACCGAUUGACGAGUACGAUUAAAUAAAUUGUCUGUUAUCACGUAUCUAACGAAAGCGACGAAACACUUUUCUGAAUUGUAUCUUUAUAAAUAAUGUAAUAAUUAAUAAGAUUGCACAUUAAGCAUCUGAAAAACUACUAGUACCUCAUAAAAGAUUAUUAGAAUUAAGCUUAGCAAUUAUAUGAGCCAAAUGUAAGUGCUAUAACAUUGAAAGCAUAUAAAAGUUAAUCUUUUGUUAUAUCUCAUUUUUUUUUUCAUCGUUUGUUAUUUGUAGUCAGUACGACUGUGCCAUAUUUUUCUUUUUUUUUUGUACACUUUAAGGACUUGCCAUAGUAUUUUUUGCAUUUUUGUAAGUAUAUCACAUAUAUAUUCGUAACAAUAAUGUCUCCAGAUUAUAAUUGUUAUUAUCUAUUCGUGUUGAUAUUAAUAAUAAUAAUGAGGGAUCGCAAUUCAUUCGCACAUGUAAGGUCCGUACGUAGGUCGACGAUCAAAAUUCGUUGUUCGUAUUAAAAACAAACUUAAUUUUAUUUAUGGCCAAUGUCAGCUGGUAGUUAACCAGUCCAUUUGUCUGCAUUACCCCAAUUACAGGGUAAAAUUAAGGUGCAAUAUUUGAGAAAUGCAACAAAUUCGCGUCUUACGUACGCCGCUGAUAAUGACGUUGUCUGCGAACGAAAUGCGGUCUCUAAUAGUAUAAUAUUCCAUGUAUGUACAGUAGGGGCGAAUCGACCUUUUCCUUUCCCUUUUUUUUUUAGAGUAAAGUAUUGAAAUGCAUUUUAUUUUCGUAAAAAAUAAUAAAACCGAAAAAGUUUCGAUUCGAAUGAAAUUAUUUUUUAUGUAAUGUAGACAAAAAGAACCACCGUCUGAAAAGGCUUGCAAUUAUUAAUAGGUUUAAUAGGUUAAUUAGAUACUCACCGUUUGAGUUGCUUUAUGUAAUUUGAAUGUUUAUAUUGUUUGUUGUUUUCAAUGUUGCAAUUUCAAUUGAAAAGCCUCCGACUUUAUACCGUUGUUCAGAAGAUAGAAGAAAAAAGUAUUUAUUUUGCUGUGAAAAUAUAAAUAGAAAAGAGUUAGGGAUCGUUAGGGAAAUAGAUGUGUUAGACAAAUUGAAAUUAAUUAAUUAUACUGUUCGUUGGUGCCAGAUUUCCAG